This is a messenger RNA of Daldinia loculata, 3080 nucleotides long. RefSeq names its product dipeptidyl peptidase IV N-terminal region-domain-containing protein. Gene Ontology annotation, molecular function: dipeptidyl-peptidase activity; serine-type peptidase activity. NCBI's taxonomy places the organism in Eukaryota, Fungi, Ascomycota, Sordariomycetes, Xylariales, Hypoxylaceae. The transcript is spliced from 3 exons. The record is from RefSeq and is a predicted model, not a curated record. Bases 241 to 2985 code for a protein of 914 amino acids. Gene Ontology annotation, biological process: proteolysis.
AUCUGAUGUGGGAUUAGGAGGUGACGCCACAUCUCAGGAACAUUGAUCAUUAGUUCGAAACUUCGAGACUUUCGCUAAGAGCAACGCGUUUAAUCUGUCGGCUUUCUGUCAUUAAGUGGAAUUAACGCGUGUAUAUACAAUAAAUCUCAAAUUCGCAUUGGAGUGUCGCGCGGGCCGGCUGAGUUAUUUAGGACCGACGACACAUGGCCUCUCUAUUUAUCUAAGGAGAAACACGCGACAAUGGCGUCCCCGAGACCAUCGCGCGACUCCCUUUCUUCUGUAUCUACGACGAGUUUAGUAUUCGAACGACUUAGCGAACGAGAGAAGCUCAACGAGGGUAUUUCCGAUUUGGAUGACGAGGAUCCAUUACACAAUGACUCUGAGGAUGAAGCUGGUGGCUUCUUACCUCCCCUUCCGGAAAGGAGGGCUGUCGGGGUAGAUAAAUCUCUAAAGAGGUUCGUCCUCGUUAUGGCUGGCGUAUUUCUUGCUGCUUGGCUAGUUGGUCUAUUCACAUAUUUAUCGACCAAAUCAUAUCAGCACUCUUCUCAAAAGGAGCACGAUCCGACCGCUACCGCAGCUCGCGGAUCCGGCAAGAAAGUCACGUUAGACCAGAUAUUAGACGGCUAUUGGCGACCUCAGAGCCAUGGAAUAAGCUGGAUCGCGGGUGCGAACGGAGAAGACGGAUUGCUUUUGGAAAAAGGUGCGGCUGGGAAGGAUUUCCUCGUUGUUGAAGAUGUUCGGAGCAAGAAUGAAGACCAUGCUGCAGGCGGCGGGGAGAUCAAAUCUGCGCAGACGCUCAUGCAGCAAUCUUGGUUCAAGGCCGGCGAUCAACAACUAUCACCAGACCAAGUUUGGCCGAGCCCGGAUCUAAAGAAAGUACUCAUCGCUACUCAGACGAAAAGCAUUUGGAGAUAUUCUUUCACUGGUGUAUAUUGGAUAUUCGAUGUCGAGUCUCAAACUGCCGAGCCCCUGAACCCUCAGGAUCCCAACCUCCGAGUGCAGCUUGCCCAGUGGAGUCCGAAGAGUGAUGCUGUUAUAUAUACAAGUGCGAACAACCUGUAUGUACGACGGUUAGAAGGCAAGAGCAUCGUGCAGAUCACGAAAGAUGGUGGACCGGAGUAUUUCUACGGCAUUCCAGAUUGGGUGUACGAAGAAGAGGUCUUCGGCGAUAAUAGCGCGACGUGGUGGUCUGAGAAAGGAGACUUUGUGGCUUUCUUAAGAACGAACGAAACCCUAGUGCCUGAAUACCCAAUCCAGUUUUUUAUUGAUAGGCCAAGCGGCGAGGCGCCUCCCGCUGGAAAAGAAAGUUACCCAGAAGUGCAACAGCUGAAAUAUCCAAAGGCCGGCUCGCCCAACCCAUUUGUAGACCUUCUGUUCUACGAUAUGGCCCGGGGCGAUGUUUUCUCGGUCGAGAUUGAGGGAGGUUUUGCCGCGGAUGACUUGUUAAUUACUGACAUCACGUGGGCUGGAAGUAAGGUCCUUGUGAAGGAGACGAAUCGUGUUAGCGACAUCAUGCGAGUUAUUCUAAUCGACGUUACUUCCCGGACGGGCAAGACGGUUAGGACAGUCGAUGUGGGCAAGCUAGAUGGCGGCUGGUUUGAAAUCUCACAUGAUACCACAUAUAUCCCGGCCGACCCUUCGAACGGUAGACCUAAUGACGGCUACAUCGAUACUGUUAUUAAGGAUGAUAGGGACCACAUGGCAUAUUUUAGCCCUCUGGAAUCCGAAGAGCCUGUCAUGUUAACAUCAGGGAAUUGGGAAGUCGUGGCAGCGCCUUCUGCAGUUGAUCUGAAGAAUAAUCUUGCAUACUUUGUCGCUACAAAGGAGUCCUCUAUCCAGCGACAUAUUUAUAGCGUUAAACUUGACGGGUCUCACUUGAAAGAGAUGAUUGAUGUCAGCAAGGAAGGUUAUUAUGAUGUUUCGUUUUCCGUCAAAGCUGGAUACGCCCUCGUCACGUAUAAAGGGCCAAAUGUCCCAACGCAAAAGGUUAUGAGCACCCCGGGAAACCCAGAGGUAUACGAACACAUUAUUGAAGAGAACAAGGACUUGGCGGAUAAAGCAAAGAAGCACGAGCUACCAUUGCUAGACUACGGUACAAUUACUAUAGAUGAUGUUGAGCUUAACUACCUCGAGCGCCGUCCAGCGCACUUCGAUCCGAAGAAGCGAUACCCCGUGCUCUUCCAACAGUACUCCGGUCCGGGCUCACAGUCGGUUGACAAGCGUUUUGCUGUCGACUUCCAAUCAUACGUCGCUGCCAACUUAGGUUACGUCGUCGUUACGGUUGAUGGGCGCGGGACAGGAUUCAUAGGGCGGAAGGCGCGCGUGAUUGUACGAGAGCACCUCGGACAGAUAGAGGCUCAAGAUCAGAUCGCAGCAGCUAAGAUCUGGGCCGAGAAGCCAUAUAUAGAUGAGUCACGGGUCGCAAUCUGGGGAUGGUCAUACGGCGGGUUCCAGACACUCAAGACGCUAGAGCAGGAUGCGGGCGCUACAUUCAAGUACGGCAUGGCGGUGGCGCCGGUAACAGACUGGCGCUUCUAUGAUAGUAUCUACACGGAGCGGUAUAUGCUCACGCCGCAACAGAACGGGAAGGGCUACGAUGGCACUGCCGUCAGCAACGCUACGGCCUUGGCGCAGAACGUGCGCUUCCUUAUCAUGCAUGGUAUUGCUGAUGAUAACGUGCACAUGCAGAACACGCUUACGCUGUUAGAUAAGCUGGACCUGGCUGGCGUUGAGAACUACGAUAUGCAUAUGUUUCCGGACAGCAACCAUGGUAUUUACUUCCAUAAUGCGAAUCGCAUCGUUUACGAUAAACUAAACAAUUGGCUCAUCAACGCAUUCAACGGCGAAUGGUUGAAGGUCACAGAUGCGAAGCCCAUACCCAAUAAAGCGAAGAGAGAUAUAGAAAUAGUUAAGAAGUCGGGGAUCAAAGCCAGCGGCGGGCAGACGCUGCCGCUAUCAAGUUUAGCCGGGUUGGAUUUAUUAUAGACUGCAUUGUAUAGCGGCGUCCCGGUGUAUAUCUUUUCGGACUCUUAUGCUUUUGCAUAGAAUAUAUCAACAAAUAAAUACAAUAUGAAGCUUUA